Molecule: messenger RNA, 542 nt
Organism: Guyanagaster necrorhizus
Lineage: Eukaryota; Fungi; Basidiomycota; Agaricomycetes; Agaricales; Physalacriaceae
Exons: 3
Coding region: 44-412 (122 amino acids)
Source: RefSeq, a predicted model, not a curated record
UGACGAAACGAACUGCCACCAUCUCCUUACUCCCUUCUUAUCCAUGUCCACAGCUCGCGUUCGCCGUGAAGAGGACGUACGACAUGCAGAGGAUCUUCAGACGGAGGCUGGAAUACGAGUAGCUGCGCGAGCGACUGCUAUUGGUCUCGGACUUUCUAUCAUUGCACACUAUGCAUGGCCUUGGUAUAGACGACAACCAAUGUCCUUUAAAGGCUUCCUUGUCACAACUUCUGGUGUCUUUGGUUUGGUAUUCGGGGCUGAACAUGCACUCCUUGAAUACGAGGCGGAACGUCGCGUGCAAGAAAACGCCGUCCGCAGACAAGCCCGAUUAGAACUUACUAGACGUGGAAUCGUCCCGACAGAAACCGAAAUCAACAAGUGGAGGUUAGCAAAGGAAGAUACGGGAGAGUAGUUCAUGACAUCGGCAGCAAAUGCCAUUGAAUUCUCAUAUGUCAAUACGUUCCUAUUAGUUUUCGACGAUAACAGAAUGCUGGGAUAUGUAUCGAUGUCCCAAAUAUGCAUAUUACUUGAUGAUUGAUGCG